Molecule: messenger RNA, 1257 nt
Organism: Lepus europaeus (European hare)
Lineage: Eukaryota; Metazoa; Chordata; Mammalia; Lagomorpha; Leporidae
Gene: PPT2
Product: palmitoyl-protein thioesterase 2
Exons: 9
Coding region: 223-1131 (302 amino acids)
Cellular component (GO): lysosome
Molecular function (GO): palmitoyl hydrolase activity; thiolester hydrolase activity
Source: RefSeq, a predicted model, not a curated record
CCCUCCGGUCCCGGGCCGCGUUACGGGGGACGCUGGCACUGUUGCCAGGGAAAGCCCCGGACGUGACGGCUUUGCGCGACCCCGAGCAGCCCUCGCCGCUCCCACCCGUCCUUCCCCGGCGCGCUGUCCUCUCACACCCCCUUGCCUUCCUCGCGGGUUCCAGGCUAUCGAGAAGUAAACAGCGGGAGGACCGAGGCCUACGGAAGCGGGCCAGGCGGGAGCAUGCUGGGGCUCUGGGGGCAGCGGCUGCCCUGCGCCUGGGUCCUGCUCCUGUUGCCGUUCCUGCCGCUGCUGCUGCCCGCGGCCCCCGCGCCGCACCGCGCUGCCUACAAGCCGGUCAUUGUGGUGCACGGGCUCUUUGACAGCUCGUACAGCUUCCGCCACCUGCUGGAAUACAUCAACGAGACACACCCUGGGACUGUGGUGACAGUGCUAGAUCUCUUCGAUGGGAGAGAGAGCUUGCGGCCCCUGUGGGAACAGGUGCAAGGGUUCCGAGAGGCUGUGGUCCCCAUCAUGGCAAAGGCCCCUGAAGGGGUGCAUCUCAUCUGCUACUCUCAGGGGGGCCUCGUGUGCCGGGCCCUGCUCUCUGUCAUGGACGAUCACAAUGUGGAUUCUUUCAUCUCCCUUUCCUCACCACAAAUGGGACAGUAUGGAGACACAGACUAUCUGAAGUGGCUCUUCCCCACCUCCAUGCGGUCCAACCUCUACCGGAUCUGCUAUAGCCCCUGGGGCCAGGAAUUCUCCAUCUGCAACUAUUGGCACGACCCUCACCAUGAUGACUUAUACCUCAAUGCCAGCAGUUUCCUGGCCCUGAUCAAUGGAGAGAGAGACCAUCCCAAUGCCACUGCAUGGCGGAAGAACUUCCUUCGUGUGGGCCGCCUGGUGCUCAUUGGAGGCCCUGAUGAUGGUGUUAUUACUCCCUGGCAAUCCAGCUUUUUUGGAUUCUAUGAUGCAAAUGAGACGGUCUUGGAGAUGGAAGAACAACUGGUUUAUUUGCGUGACUCUUUUGGGUUGAAGACUCUCUUGGCACGGGGGGCCAUAGUGAGGUGUCCGAUGGCCGGGAUCUCCCAUACAACCUGGCACUCCAACCGCACCCUCUACGAUACCUGCAUCGAACCCUGGCUCUCCUGAGGGUGUUCUCGGGUCCCUAGGGCCGCCCCAGCGCAGAGCCCCAGCGGUGGUCUUGGAAAGCAGUCAAGCUCCGGCAUGCUUGUGGCCACCUCACAGCUCCCACACUGCCCCUGCCAACCAGGGCUC